This is a messenger RNA of Rotaria sp. Silwood2, 2376 nucleotides long. The record is from the annotation of a GenBank genome assembly. Lineage: Eukaryota; Metazoa; Rotifera; Eurotatoria; Philodinida; Philodinidae.
AUGACUGAACGAAUAUCGAGUCACAAUAGCAUUUAUUCAUCAUGUUCAUCAGUUCAUCAAAUGAUUCGAAGAUUUAAUAUACUUGGAACAGUAAAUGAUUCUUCAUCUGUAUCAGCCCAAUUAAAACAUAGUGCAUAUUCAUUAUCAUCAGUAAGUUUAACAGGUAAAUCAAGGAUGAGUAAAUGUGGUUUAAGUCCAAAUGAAAUUGGACAAGAAAAGAAAUCAUCAAAUGAUACAUUAAUUAUACCAAAACUAUCAACAGCAUCAACUCAUGUUCAAUCUAAUCAAAAACAAUACAGAGUUUCAAAUUUAUCAAAUUCUUCUAUAAAUAAGAAAAAUAUGGAACCAAGAUCCAGUUCAAUUUAUACUUUACCAACUAUUAUCUAUAAAGAACUUCAAAGUCCAAUAAAUAAUAAUCAAUCAGAAUCAAGCCAUAAGAAUUUUGAUGAUAUCGAAUUAGGAAUCAUCGAAACCAUAGAUACACGAAAACAAAUAAUUGAUAAUCAUGAUAGUAUUCAAUAUCCAACAUCAACUAUUGAUGAUUAUGAAGUAAAUGAUAUUCAACGACAGUCAAUAUAUUUGUCUUCUCCUUCUGGACAACCACCACCACCGCCACCACCAGUUUUUGCAUUGCCAUAUGUUCAACAAGAAUCGACAUAUCAACCAAAACGAACACUUCAAUUAUCAAAUUUUUUAUUGGAAAUAGGUAUAUUAAUUACAAUUUUUAUUUUAUGCAUGGUACUUGUCUUAGCUAUACGAGAAGAUCAAGUAAAUCUUCGAAUAACAAUGCAGGUUGUUUAUACCUAUAUUUAUCUUGUUUCAAUUGUUUGGAUGAUAUGGUGUACAGUUGAUAUAAUAAAAUUUCGUCAACAAUGGAUGAAAUUAACAUCAUCAGUUCAUGAUCAAGAAGAAUAUAUGGAUAUAGUUGAACGUUAUCCACAUAGAAUAUCAUAUUUUCCUGAUAUGCAUAAUACUAGUGGUUUAUUUAUGAGAAUUGGAGCUGGAUUACUUUGUAUGGGUAGUCUUAUUUUGAAUAUUAUUCAAUUAGCAAAAACAAUUGAAGUAAUACGAACUGGUUCAAGACAAAAUGAAUUACUUUUAAUUAAUUAUUCAAAAUCAGUUUUUUUAAUCAAACUAAUUACUGUUAUAUUUCGUUUUCUUUUUCAUUGUGUGCAAUUUAUGUUUUUAUUUCGAUAUGGAAAUAUUGUUAUUGAUCGUUAUCAUUUAAUGGCAAAAGUUGGUCUUAUUCAUAUAAUUAUUGCUAAUUUCUGCACUUGGUUUGAAGCUAUUGUAAUCGAAACAUUGGAUGAACUACGUAAACAUUCAGUUAGUAUAAAAUCAAUAAAUAUACCGAUGAUUUUCAAUACAACAAAAACAAUUCAAGCAAUAGCUUCAAAAUCAGUUGGUGGAUCUUUCUCCAAUAUUUCACAUAAUACUACAACAAGUACUCUGGAAAUUAUUGAAAAAAUUGAAUCAAGUAUGAGUGUUUAUUUAUAUCCAUGUUUCAUUGAAUAUAGUCUUAUAUGUGUAACUGUAUUUUAUAUCAUGUGGCGUAAUGUUGGCAAAACUGAACAACGAUCAUUUUUACAUUUUGGUGAUCGUCAUAUAUUUACAGUAGAUUGUUCUCGUGCAUCUCGUGGUUUACUUCUUGGUGGUAUUAUUUUUAUAUUAGCUAUAUUAACACUUAUACCAGCUUAUAUUCUUAAUACAAUGUUAACAAUUUUAAUAACACAUAUAACUAAACUUGUUUUACUUGUUGCUUCAUUAUUAAUUGUUUGUAUAUCAUUCUUUUAUACAACAAAACUUUAUUAUGAUCGACAAGCACAUGUUGAUGUAUUUGAUCAAAUAUUAAUUUUAGUAACAACAGUUGGUGAUUUUGCUUAUUCAUUUUUUGGUUUAUUUGCAUCGAUAUUUAUUGAAUCAUAUAGAAUUCAACUUCCAAGAUUUGUUGAAAUAGUUAUAGGUUUAUUAUCUAUUUUACAAACAUAUUUACAAUCGGGUUUUAUUUUGGAUACUUUAAGACGACGAUCAAUUACAAAAAGUGAAAUAAGAAAAAAACCAGGGCGAGAAUUAAUAACUGCUUUGUUAUUAAUUAAUCUCGCUAUAUGGAUGCAUGAUUCAUUAUCAGCAAAUAAAGUUAAACUUAAUCCAAUACAAACUGAAUAUUAUAAUAGUAGAACAUGGUCAUUAGUUCAAGCAUUUACAUCUCCAUUAUCAAUAUUUUAUCGAUUUCAUUCAAGUGUAUGUCUUGCUGAUAUUUGGCAAGAAGUUUAUCAUGAUCAAAGAAAUUAUCAUGGAAAAAAUCAACGAUUUGAAAGACAAAAUAAAUCAGAUCGUUUAACAAAAAUGAAUAAUAUUCAUCAUAAUCAAUAUUAA